UCCUACCACCAUGUCGGACGACCUUCCCAUCGACUUCUCGCACCCCGCCGUGCGCGACUACCUCGCCCUCGUGCGGCUGCAGGUGCUCACGCCGCUCUCCCUCCUUAUCAACGUCGCCACGGUCAUCAUCUGCGCAUUCGUCGUCACCCCAUCGUUGUCCACCAUAUCGAGGGAGUACCCGACUGCGAUCUCUCCUAGGCCUGCGGUCAUUGCGGUCUACUUUGCCGCGCUCUAUGUAGGGCAGAUUGGCUACUGUGUGCUGCUCGUCCUCGCGCGCAAGCCCGAGACGAAAGCGACGCUCAUCAAGGGCGUCGGAUUCCCGCUCGUCCUCGCAAACUGGAUCAUGGCAUUCUGGGCGAUAUCCUGGGUGCUCCGCGCCUUCAUCGCGGCGACCGUCUUCCAAGGCCUGCUCAUCCUACUCCUCCUCUACUCCAACAUCAACCUUCUCGUCUACCACGCCCCCACUACCCGCCGCCCGCUCGACAUCGCCCUCAUCCACGCCCCCGUUCGCUUCUUCCUGGUCUGGCCCCUGAUGCUCAUGUUCGCCGAGUCGCUCUUCCUCGCGCUUGGCAUGUACAAGCCGAGCGCGCCGUAUGGGUGGCCGCAGCCGGAACUACCCGCGCGCUAUAUCUGGCCGGCGUUUGGCGUCGUAGUGGGCACGAAUGUCAUCGGGCUGCUUGUUGUCGUUCUGAGGAGAGACAUCGUCUGGGCCGUCGCCUCCACCUGGCUCUGCGUCUCCCUCUGGGCUGAGCCUGGCAAGCCCGAGGCUAUCCAGAUCCCCGCCAUCCUCUUCACCGUGCUCCACCCGCUCGCGCUCGUCCUCGCGUACGUGCACUACUAUUUCUUCAGCGGUGGCCGCGUGAGGCUCGAGGGCGAGGAGUCGCCGCUGCUCGAACAGGAGCGGAGGGAGCGGAGGCGUAGUGGGAAUGGGAAUGGCGGACAUAGACAGGAAGGGAGUGGGGAGAAUGGGGAGGGAAGGGGCCCCAGGGAGGUGGAUGCGCAGGCGGUGUGGGGGUAAGGGCACUGGAAAUGAGCUCAAGGAUAAGUCUGCGCGGUAAAUUGACGAAUACUGCCAGCACACUCUUCGAAAAUUACGCGGUUCUGUAUGUUUCUUACGUCUGCUUGUUUGGUCUUCGAAUGUACUCACCAUACCGCAUGUACGCGUCUGUACUCCAGUUCACCGUGUAUAUAUACAGUGCUAUUGCUACUCAUCAAGAUCCUCUGUCGACUCUCGUACGAUCUCACUCGAUGGUCAAUCCACCCGAAUUUGCGA
Messenger RNA from Schizophyllum commune H4-8, 1273 nucleotides. RefSeq lists its product as uncharacterized. The coding region runs from base 11 to 1018 and encodes 335 amino acids. The record is from RefSeq and is a predicted model, not a curated record. Lineage: Eukaryota; Fungi; Basidiomycota; Agaricomycetes; Agaricales; Schizophyllaceae. The transcript has 3 exons.